UUGUUUUUGAUUUUGAAAGUUUGCAAACAGUUAAUCCGUUGACAAUCCACAUGAUUUAUUUUUUAAUUACCACUUGUUUUAAUCGUUUUAAAAUUGAAAUGGAAAGUUGCUAAUAAUAGUAAAUUAUAAUUGAUUAUUGGCUAAAUGAAUUGAGCAACUGAUAAUGAGUAUCAAGUAUAAAAACCAUAGAAUUAAAAAUCGGACAACAUAACCCCAAAAUAACAAAGAAGACCCUGCGCCGAAAUAAUAUGGGUGACUUGAACGGUUUCGCUUAAGUGGGUCAAAGUGGAAGCCGGAAGAAAAAAAGAAAGAAGAGAAAGAAAAAACACCUGGUGAAAAAAGUGACAAAAAAAGGAAAAUAAAUUUUAAAUUUCUUUUUUUAAUUUUAAUGAAAAAAGAAGAAGAAAAAAAAGGAAUUGAAAAUAAAAAAAAUGAUUGAAGAAAGUGUGUGUAUGUGGUGUACGUUGGUGCUACGAUUGACGCAGUGAUUUGAUUGAAAUGGCGGUACAUUUUACCGGUACAUCAUCAGUAGUUUUUUUUUGAUGAAAUUUAAUUCAAAUGGCGGAAUUAAAAUUUUUUCUCACACUGACGAUCAUCAAAAUCGUUGGUGUAUUAUCAAUACAAAAUGAUCCAACACUAUCAAAAUCAUGGCUGGAAAGUACAAUUCUUAGUGCAAGUGCAUUUACAGGUGCUGAAAGAACUUCAAGUGAUUCGAAAAAUAUUGAAUCAUUAAAUGUUCAAAGAACACUUCCGGCUUUUCAAUUGGAAAGCUCAAAAAGUGUCAUUGAUUUAGAUCUAGAGGAAACACGUCAUGUUAAAAAAGAUUUAAGUACAUCGGAACCAAUUGAUGUUUUAACAUCAUCGAAAUUUGUUAAUCACAUCGAUGGUAAUAAUAUUGAAGUAAAACCCGGCGAUUACUAUCCAUCAUCGACAAUUAAUUUGUCGGGGGAAGGACUGAGGGCUUCGCAGGAACAAAAUCCCCUGGCGAAGCCCGAACCGAUUGGACCCGAGAAACAACAAGCACAUCAUAUAAAAGAGAGAAAACCGCGUCUAGAAUCGUCGAGGAAUUAUAAUGAUCACGCUCCUCCGCCUAUUAUUAAAACCUCAGCCUCAGGACAAAGGCAAGCGAAUCCAGAUAUUCAGGAUAUUAUAACAGGCAUUGUCAAACUUCUUAAUGGAAACGUCAAUGUCGCUGUUAAUACGGCGAAACCUAUUAAACCCACCAGUUUCCAUUCUAGAAUAAAUAAUCGAGGACCGCCGAGAAUUUCCGAUAUGGCACCAUUGCCACCUGAUUUUAACACACCAGGUAUGAAUCCUCCACCUUUGCCACCACCACAAUCGGAGCCGCCGUAUCCAUUUGAAACGCCUCCACCUCCAAUUACACCGUCAAAAAAUCAACUCCUCCCGGAAAUGCCAAUGAGGCCUUUUAUAACUGGAGUUCCGCUUCCAGAAUCAAUUGUUCCUCAGGAGCGACCUUGGCAACGACCCUUUAAUCGACCUGGCAAUAAUCGUCGACCAAUUCCACCAUACAAACCACUACCAACGCAAUCAUCAUUUCAUAAAGAAAAACCCCCAAAAAUUGAUCAUCAAAUUUCUGAACACAGUUCAAUAAAUAAAGUUGAUCAAGAAACUACGACAAAUUCACAAUUUUUCCUAACUGAUAAUUAUCAAUCAACAACUGAAAUUAUUGAAUUGAAACCAAAUCAACUUAUAACAACGGAAAAAACAUUAAAGGAUGAAUCAAUGAAUAAAUCGCAAGCAAUUUUUAUUUCUAAUCAAACAAAUGGAAUUGUUUCCGAUACACUUUUACCAAAACCAGUUAUACCAUUGGAAACAGAAUCGCCUCUUGUUUUACAUUCAAAUGAUUUUAUACAAACUAAUUCUGAUAAUAAUGGUGUAAUACCAUCGAUUAGUCCAGAAACAACAACAACAACAACACAACCAAUAUUUCAAACAACUUUAAAUAUUGAAACAAGUUCAUCGAUACAACUUAUUGAAAAUACACAAAUUAUCACCGAUUUACAUCCAACAAUUAUUCCAUUGGAGGAACAUGGUAAAUUUUCAACAAUUAUACCAUCGAUAUUGAAUCUCGAACCAAGUAGAAUUAUUGAUGAGGAUGUUGAAAUUAAAUCAACAUCUACAAUUCCAACUGAGAAAUUGACAAAUUCUGUUACAAAAAUGGAAUUACCUUUUAGAUCCAACGUUCAUCCACUUUAUUCCGCAACGAAUUUCUAUUCAAAACAUCCAAUUGCAACAGAUCAUUAUCGUCCUCGACCUGGAAUUGUUCUGGACGAUACACUCGAUUACGCAGCCACACAAAGACCUUAUGGACCACCAAGACAUCCUCAAAGUCAUGAAACUUUUGAUGUUGUAGUUUCUGCCAUUCAAGGUCCUGGUGGUAGUUCUGGAGAAUCUGUACGAGUACCAAUUAAUGGUAUUAAUAAUGAAGUAAUUUUAACAUCAGCUGUAGAGGGUCAAGGAUUCGUUAGUAUUGAUGGUAAAAGGACGUAUUUAAAUUUAUUUGAAAGCACAAGUCAAAAUGUAGGAAGUAGUAAACCAUCAUUCCCGGCAACUAGAACACAAGCGCCACCACUUGUUGGAGCUGGAUUUGCUGUAGCACAGGAGGAAAUUGUAGCGACUCCUCGACCUGUGACACAAGUUAGACGACCAACUUUCCAUCGAAGACCAUCACAACCACCUGUUCGAAUUGAUACUUGUAUUGUUGGCGAUUCAAGUACAUGUGACGCUAGUCAACAUGAAGCCUGUGCAACUGUUCAGGGUGUUUCGGCCUGUCACUGUAAACCAGGAUUUGCAAGACUUCAACAUUCACUUCCUUGUAAAAAAAUCGUGAGCAUUGUUGUCUCGAUUAGAGUAGACAAAAUUUAUGACAAGAAAGUAGUUUGGGAUAGGGAAUUGAAAGAAAAAGAUUCCGAGUCUUAUCAAUUGCUCGCUCAUGAGGCAAAUAGAGCCAUUGAAUCAGCAAUGUCGAUGACUCCAUUUUCUGACGAGUAUGUUGUUUCGUUAAUAAACAAUGUUUAUCAGGGUGAUGUGAGUCAGGGUCAAGGUGGCGUUUUUGUGAAUGCAACACUAAAACUUGCUCACGAAUCAAGAACAUCGAGAUCAAGUCUCGCUGGAGAACUUCAACGACAUCUUCUUGGUGUUAUACAAAGAAGAAAUAAUAAUAUUGGAAGUAGUGCACUCUACGUUGAAAGUCCAGCGGGUUCAAUUUCUAAUUUACAAGAUUUGGAUGAAUGUGCAUCGAGUGAAUUAAAUGAUUGUCAUUCGUCAGCGACUUGUACAAAUAAUUGGGGUAGUUUCACUUGUACUUGCGCUUCAGGAUUUAGAGAUCCGCAUAAAAAUGAUCCCGCUGAUGCUGGACGAGUUUGCCUCUCAUGUCCGUCUUCACAUUGUAAUAAUAGAGGCACAUGCUCGUAUCAAAACGAUCAAAUGCAAUGCUCAUGUACGGGAAAUUAUUAUGGAGCACAAUGUGAAGUUGAUGGAGAGGUUUUAGCGGUUGCAAUUGGAGCUUCUGUUGCUGCGUUAAUUAUCAUAAUUUUAACACUUGUGUGUCUCGUAAUGUGGAGUCGACGAUGGUCCCGAGAACAAAAAGCAAUGGGUUCUCCAGUUUAUGGUUACAUGCAAGGAGGUAUUCCAGGAACUUUACCAACGCGAGUGGGUUCCGUUGGAACAUUAGCUUCGGUAAAACAAGGACCACCUCCAAAUAUGCCUUCAUAUUAUUGGGGACACUUGGCGACAAUGACUGAUCACAUGACACCUGCUAAUUUAUAUGCGACUGAACCGAUGGGACCAACACGACCAAGUUCAGCUGUUUUUGGAUAUCCAACAUUAAGCGUUCAAGGAACUUUACCGCCGGUUCCAUUGCCACGUUUACAAGCACCGCCUCGGUCUCGACGUAGACAACAACCUGAGCCCGAUAGUUCCGAUUCUGAACCUCAGGACAAGGACCGAGCUGAUUUAAUUCCUCAAAGCAGUGGCUUUCACAUGCCUAGACCAAAGUCUAGAACUUCAGUAGCAAAUCAAAGUGGAAUUUAUUAUGACGUGGAAUAUGAUCAAGGCGAUGCUCAUCAUUUAUCAAAGAAUAAUAUUCCAUUGUCCACGUAUAGUAUGGCAAGGCCGUACUAUAGAACUUGAAAGAUCAAAUAUUAAACACUAGUUUAUUCUCAAUUUUCCGGAGCUAACUUCAAAAAAGGGAGUUUUUAGUCUUCUGAUGCUGUAAGCAAAUAUAUACAGUCAUAUACAGUUAAGUCCAUUUGAUUCUUUUUUUUUUUUUUUUAAUUUUUUUGUAAUAAAAAUUUGAAUCUUCCAUUUUUAAAAAUAUAAAAAUAUUUCAAAAAAGUAUUUUACAAUAGCUUUAAUAUUUGUUUUUUUUUUUUUUAAUACUAAAAGUUGAAUACUUUUUUGAAAAUAUUUUAGGAUGAGAAAUGUAUACUUAAAAUUAUAAAAAUUUUAGUAUAUAUAAUUAAAAAACUCGGUUUUUAGAAAUAUUUUUGUACAAAUGCACUAGACUGUAUAAAUUCCUAUUAAGAAAGUGUUAAACUAAAUUAAAAUGAUAAAAUAUUGUUAAAAUUGAAAAAUAUGAAAAGAUUUGAUUUAUUCAAUUUUAUAAAUGCUUUUUAAUUCAUUUAAAUUCAGAUCAACGCUUUCUUAAUUUGAUAAUCGAGUAU
Molecule: messenger RNA, 4685 nt
Organism: Leptopilina boulardi
Lineage: Eukaryota; Metazoa; Arthropoda; Insecta; Hymenoptera; Figitidae
Gene: pwn
Exons: 17
Coding region: 559-4152 (1197 amino acids)
Molecular function (GO): calcium ion binding
Source: RefSeq, a predicted model, not a curated record